UCUAAUUGUUCAUUAAGAAUUGUAAUCCAAAAUUAUUAUCAUGGGCAAAUAUUCCUCGUCUAAUGAAGCUAUCACACUAGUUUUAGUUGGACGUACCGGUAAUGGCAAGAGUGCAACAGGAAAUAGUAUUCUCGGAAGGAAGGCCUUUGUCUCAAAGACAAGAUCCUCUGGUGUAACAAGUGUUUGUGAAUUGCAGAGAACUAAUAUGAAAGAUGGACCAAUUGUUAAUGUUAUUGACACCCCAGGACUAUUUGCUGGAACUGAUUCUGCGGGGAAGGAAAUAGUGAAAUGUAUUGAUAUGGCUAAGGAUGGAAUUCAUGCUAUUAUUUUGGUGUAUUCUGUUAGAACUCGCUUUUCUGAAGAGGAACAAGCUACUUUUCUUACCUUACAAGCAUUGUUUGGACACAAAAUUGUUGACUACAUGAUUGUGAUCUUCACUGGAGGGGAUGAACUUGAAUAUAAUGAAGAGACACUUGAUGACUAUUUAGGUCGCGAGUGUCCACAGCCUCUUAAGGAUAUUUUGAUUCUAUGCGGAAAUCGGAAGGUUCUUUUCGAUAAUAGAACUCAAGAUAAAACAAAAAAAUUAGGUCAAGUUCAACAACUUCUUAAUCUUGUGAGCAUGGUUAUAUCAGAUAACUCUGGACGACCGGGGGAUUCCAUAAAAUCGCAGACAAAUGCAACUGAUGUGACCAUAAUUACUGUCAUGGAAACCUCCAAAGCCUUUGUGACCAAUAUCAUAGCUGCAAACCGUUUUCGAAAACCUUGA
Molecule: messenger RNA, 766 nt
Organism: Cajanus cajan (pigeon pea)
Lineage: Eukaryota; Viridiplantae; Streptophyta; Magnoliopsida; Fabales; Fabaceae
Source: RefSeq, a predicted model, not a curated record